AUGGUAGAUUUUCACAUUCUAGAGCGCAAAGACUACUUUGAAACAUCUUAUGGUGUCCAGAACAGAGCUGGGCGGAUAGGAGGAUCUCACAUAGAAACUAGAUUCUUUUCUGUUUUAGAAAAUGGAAGUGCCCAAGUUGGAGAUUUGUUACCCUGCAAGAUUUGUGGAAGAACAUUCUUUCUAGCAGCACUAAAAAAGCAUGGACCCAUUUGCCAGAAAACUGCAUCUAAAAAAAGGAAGACUUUUGACUCAAGCAGACAAAGAGCUGAAGGAACGGAUAUUCCAACAGUAAAACCUCUUAAACCUAGGCCAGAACCACCAAAGAAGCCAUCUAAUUGGAGAAGAAAACAUGAAGAAUUUAUUGCCACCAUAAGGGCAGCUAAAGGACUGGAUCAAGCACUUAAAGAGGGUGGUAAACUUCCACCUCCUCCUCCACCUUCCUAUGAUCCUGAUUAUAUACAGUGUCCAUAUUGUCAGAGGCGAUUCAAUGAAAAUGCAGCCGAUAGACAUAUCAAUUUCUGUAAAGAACAGGCAGCACGUAUUAGUAAUAAAGGAAAAUAUUCUGCUGAUACCAAAGGGAAGCCAACCCCUCGGGCACAGUAUAAGCCACCUGCACUUAAAAAAUCAAAUUCCCCUGGAGCCACAUCAUCAGGAUCUUCACGAUUACCGCAACCCAGUAGCACUAACAAAACUGUUGUAGGCGUGGCUCCUGGUAAAAUGUCUUUAGUUAGCAGCUCUUUGGGAAACAAACUUCAGACUUUAUCUCCCUCCCAUAAAGGGAUAGCAGCCCCUUAUGUAGGAAGUAACAUCAAAUCUCGAAAUUCCACACCACCUAGUUUGGCAAAAAACCCUGCCUCUGGAGUGCCAGCAAGUAAAAGGAGAACGCACACCGAGGGCCACGGGAGCAGGCCAGAUGGUGACUACCUGUCUUCCCUGAAUGGUGGAAACAUUAGAAGCUGUGAAGGAAUUUCAUCUGGACACUUACCAAAAUUCUGCCACGAAUGUGGGACCAAAUACCCUGUAGAAUGGGCAAAGUUCUGCUGUGAGUGUGGCAUUCGAAGAAUGGUGCUGUGAACAUGACCCAAGGUCCUGAGUUACAUGUCUAGAGUUCCAUGGAUGCUAGAGCACUUCCUGUAGUUGAUUUUGUGCUAAAAUAUUCAAAAUACCUUUCCCAGUAAUUUUUGGAGCAUAAUUCCUUGGCUAUGUCAUGUGUAUGUGUAUACUGUAUAUAUAUUGUAUAUAAUAAAUAUCUGAUACUUCAUUCUGUGCCCUUCAAUUAUAAGUUCACAUUCAUGUUAGAAAAUAAUUUCACAUGAAAUCAUUAACUUAGAUACUGAUUUCUUGGCAAUGGUAUGAAAGCAUAUUAGGUACACUUUCACAAAUGCAAACUUUAAUACUGAGGAUUUAACCUGCAGCAAAACAAUCACAAUAAACUUUUUUUUUUCCAAAUUGGUGCCUAUCAUUGUAUAGUAUUAUAGUAGGAAUUUCGUACUUGAGGGUAAUACGUUUAGUCACAAUUAGUCAUGUGAGAUUUCCUUCCUGCAGAGAGUUUGAACACUUAAUUUUAUAAAUCUUUAAAAAGAAAAGUCCGCUAUCAUUUACUUAGUGCAUUAUUUAAAUAUUCUCACACAUCUUUUUGAAGAUAUGAUUAUGUGCUUUCUUUUUAAGAUAAAUGGAAAUACAAAUGUAUCAUAUUCUAAGUAGAAUUGACUUUCAAUUAUCUGUAAGAGUUAAACAUAAAUGCUUUUUACUUUCAAUUGUGUCUCCAAAUUUCAUAUUUGUCCUGCUACCCCAUAACCUUAUGUAUGAGUCAUGGUCAUAAUAUACAGCUACUUUUUUUUUUUUCAAAAUUUGAAGUUAAUUUAAUGUACAUUGCAUAUUUCUUUCGAACUCUUACAUGUUGAAAUAUGUUUUCUUUCUAUAGGGCUGAAUUUAGAAGAAAUUAUUUUAACAGCCACCUCUGUUGAUAAAUAAUAAUUAUGGUCAUUAAUUGUUAGUACAGGGUACACAGGUAAAAAGUAUAUUAAUUUGAGUCCCUUGAAGAAUAGUUAGAGUGGCUAUAGGAAAGUUAACAGAAUAUCUCAUUUUCUCUCCCCAUAUUUUCUUCUCUAGUGUUUAAUGUUGAAACACCAUUUAUGUCACAAUAAAAAGUCAUGGAAGUAUA
Molecule: messenger RNA, 2164 nt
Organism: Echinops telfairi (small Madagascar hedgehog)
Lineage: Eukaryota; Metazoa; Chordata; Mammalia; Afrosoricida; Tenrecidae
Gene: ZC2HC1A
Product: zinc finger C2HC-type containing 1A
Exons: 9
Coding region: 1-1074 (357 amino acids)
Source: RefSeq, a predicted model, not a curated record